Molecule: messenger RNA, 5848 nt
Organism: Pocillopora meandrina
Lineage: Eukaryota; Metazoa; Cnidaria; Anthozoa; Scleractinia; Pocilloporidae
Source: the annotation of a GenBank genome assembly
GUCGAGACACUGCAAUGACAAUGACAAAUAGCCCAGAGCACAGAUUAGAAAACAUAGAAAAAUUGGCCUGCUGCGCAGGCGCAGAAGUGUCGCGUCAGCUCAGCGACCUCGUGUUUGCCUUCUUGUCUCUUACAAGCGUCUCUUCCCUUGUGCUCUUAUGCUAAGAGAAGCAGUGAGGUGGUGGAAAAGACCUUAGCGGAUCGACAGUUUCAGCCGCGCAAACUCGAUAAAAGCAAAGAGGCAAAUCGUUCUACACUUGAAAAGCGCAAAUCCGGCAAAAUGGAAGGUAACCUUGGGAUUUUGUUGCAUUGCGCCUCUUUUAUUUUCAAAUCUCAGUCAAACUCUUAUGAGGGACUCCAUGAAUUGUUCUCCCUUGUUGUCUUAUAUUUCUUACAAGCCUCAUACGAGGCCUUAUGAAGCAUAUAGGACAUAUGGAAGUGUGCACGACCGUAGUCAGCUAAAAAAUUUAUUCGGUUUAAACGACAAAAUACGAUCCGAUAGACCCUACAUUUGUAUUUUAAGCUCUUCUUCUCGGAUUAAACGGCGGAAAAUGUCUGCUGCGUUUAAUUUCAAAGCGAUUUCUAAGAAUUUCUUUAUUCAAAUUCGCGCUCAGAGAAUACACCGACUACUAUAAAUUAUGCCUCGGGGACUUACCGUUGCCUACGCUUACCUAAAAUUUCGACCUUUACUGCCAUUUUAUCGAUGGAAAGGGCUAAAAUUUGGAGACAAAUGACACUUUUAAGUCGUUACAACUAGGAAGACGCGAAGACAUGAUGUUGUUCUUCUUUACUCGAAGGAGCGAAGUCAAAGAAAAGGUCCGCGGAGGCAGCAUUGUCCAAGGCCAAACCGAAGAAAGCCAAGACUGUUAAAGAUGGGAAAAGAAAGAAGGCUAAAGGAGACGGACCCCAAGUGAAAAGGGCCUCCUCUGCCUACAUUCACUUCACCACAGAUUUUCGAAAGAAGCUCAAAGAGAAAUGCGAGAAGAAGGGCGAUUCUCUUCCAAAGGCGAAUGAAGUCGCGAAGAUGGCGGGCGAAGCGUGGAAAAAUCUCACGGAUGAGGAGAAAAAACCGUACAAUAUUUUGGCCCAGGAAGACAAAGAGCGCUACCUGAAGGAGGUUAGUAAGCACUGUUGGCAAAACAAAGCUCAAACGAAAGGUUAAAUUACUCAUUCUUCGUGAGUUCAACAUGGCCGCCACCUUACCACUGUUCCUUGUCUGUGUAAGUGUUGACGUCACGUGAUUUUAAGUUUCUAAGGAAGGUAUGAACUCUUUCAGGAGAAUUUUCUAAUGAUUUCAAAAUUUCAAAUUCUUUAAUGCCACAAUGCGUUUUGAUUUUGUGUAUGUGUAAACCUGUUAUUUUGAGGUAAAAGCUUUUUUUGCAAGAAUUUGAUUGCAUAUAUGGAGAUCAUACAGUGAGAUACCUAUGCACCAUUUUCUUUUCUUAAAAAAUAAAUUUCAUGCAAAGGUUUUUUUCCCAGUGAUGUUAGGCUAAAAUUUUUGUUUUAUGAUUUUCUUUUGGACCACAUGAGUGUAGAAAUAUCUCAGUGAAAUCUAGUUUCUCAGAAUUUAAUAACCAAAUGGGUCAAACUUGACAGAAAGACUUUCACAAGUUUGAGUUUUGUAAAAAUUAGGAAAUUCUGUGGCCAAGUUACAAUGGGUAAAGAAGGAAAACUGUGGGAGUCCGAAAGAUUUGAAAUGAACAGUUAGACGGUAGUAUUGCAAAUUCAUAACCUAGUUCAUUUCAUUUUUGUGAUGUUUUCAGUUAAAGUUGGAAAGACUUUCAAAUCAUAACACCUUGGAAUUAUAUUUUAUAAGCAAAGCAUAGCAAAAAAAUCUUAAACAGAGUUAGUGACUGACAUAAAGUUUGUCUCAUGCAAUAGUAUCAAAAUUUUUGGCAGAAAUUAAUUUUGAUAUUUGUUAUAUGGACUUACACCUCAAAGAAAAUUUUUUUGUCUCAUAUUUUUGCAAUAUUUUAACUAUAUGUCCUAAAAUAUGUUGAAAUUUACCACUAGACUCCUUUUAAAUUCCAUUUUAGUUAACCUAAAGUGAACCUUUUUUCAAAUAUUUCAUUAUUUGGGACAUAUAUAAAUUCGUAUAAGAACAUUUAAUACUUUUUGCAACACCAAACUUUUAACAUAUAUAGAAGAUUCACCUUCCUAGGGUUGUUAUAUGAAAAUGUAAUAGAUGCAUGAUCUGAACUGAGCAGGCGGCUGAUUUAAUGAAUGCUUGCAAAACAAAACAAACACGCCCUUCCAGGUGGGUUUAGGGGGGCAUACUGCCUUGAAUAAAAAUUGAAAUUUGAAAAUCUGUGAGGUGUGUUUCUAGGAGUCUGAGACAUAUUUGACUUUGGGAAAACCUACAAACUUAUUUCUUGUCUGAUUACAAUUCACAAAUAGCUUGACAACAAGUAGGUUUAGCAACUUUCUGACUUUGAAUCAGAACUCUGCCCUUUUAUUCUUUGGUCCUGGAAAUCUGUGUUGAAAUCUACCUGGCAGCACUGUACAUGUUAUGGAAAACCACAAAAUAUUUGACUUCAUUUCAUAAUGUCAUUUUCCAGUCGUGGAAAGUCCUUCAAUUUAAGUGUGGGUAAGAGAAAAAGAAGGAAUAUGAUAAGAAACAAUUUUUCUGUGAAAAAAGUAUAUACUUGAGUAGAGAGAUUGUUAUUGAUUGCAGAAAACAUCUGAAAAUUGGAAAAAAAAAGCUUCAAACAAUCAUGUUAUCUGAAAUUUAAGCUUGAAAGGGUAUGAACCCUGACAUUAAGUCUUUGUCUAUCUUCACAGAGUGGUAAACUUGCCAAGAAAGAAUCAGAUAAACCAAAGCGUGCUCCCACAGCUUAUUUCAUUUUCCUUGCUGAAUUCCGAGAGCAAAUGAAAGGGAAAAAGAUUGACGAUAAUCAGAAAAUUCCUGCCUUGGCUGGAGAGAAGUGGCGAACCAUGACUGACAAGGACAAAGAGAAAUACAAACAGCAGGAGGCAGUAGCUAAAAAGAAACAUGAAGCUGCAAUGGAAGAGUGGAGGAAGAAGGUAAGUGUUUGCUAAAAUAUGGAAACCUUUUUUACUUCCACACUGAGAGAUGCUCUGUAAGUUCCACAUUGAGAGAUGCUCUGUAAGACUCAAGUGUCAGACCCAAAAACACAACAUGGUGUGCCUACAGGUCUCGAACCUAGACCUCUGAGAGUGCGGUAUGCAAACAACCAGCCCACCAACCUGUUGUUAACCUUUUAUCUCCUAAGACUCUUCCCUUUGGUUGCUGCACAUUUCCUUGAAAAUUAGUUAUGAGAAUUUGGCGUUGGAUCACAAUAAAACUUCUACCUAAUAUGUUUGAGUACUUUCAUCACUUUUUUAUGGAUCAUGCAUGGAUAUUAUAGGGACAAGUUUCAUGUUAAUUGUCGCUGAGAGUGGAAAGGUUAAUUUGGUAACCUGUUUUUUUUUAUUGUCAUUUUAUUCAUAGAAUGCUGGAAAGGAGGUAGCAGCCCCACCAAAAGCAAAGUCAGAGAAGAAGAAGCCUCCACCUAAAAAGGAGGUUGCUAAAGCAUCAGAGUCUGAAGAGGAGGAUGAUGAAGAUGAAGAUGAUGAUGAUGAUGAUGAAGAGGAAGAGGAGCCUGAUGAUGAUGAUGAUGGUAUGUUGACAACAGUUAUAGAUUUAAACAGAAUAAGAAAGAUUGUAAAUUUUAACUUGGUUAUGAGAAGGAGAAAAAAUUUUUUUUUCGUCUUGUCACAAGCAUGGGUUAAAGAAAACAGUUUGAGUCCCAAUGAGGAAUCAAACCCCUAACCUACAGAUUCCAGAGCAUCAGAGGGCAGAAUUUAAAGGUUUGAGGUUGCACUCCUUAUGAGAUGUAUAACCUUAGACCUUGCUUCCAUGCUCAGAAAAGUGACAAUUAAAAGCAUACCAAAACUAAAAAAAAAAAAAAAAAAAAACUUACUGUGUAACUAAAAAUGGGCACUAAAAAAAGAAGUUUUCUUGGUUUUUUAAUUUUUUUUAAAAUUGCAACGGUUUCAGACUGAUUUAUAGAUUGAGCCAAGUGUGGUUAUAAUGAGGCCUUAUUUUACAUUUUUGAAAGCUCCAAGAUGAAAAAAUAGUGGAACAUCCUAAUAAUGGAGUCCAAAUUUGUUCUCUGACAAGCUGUGUCAGCUGGCAAGGUGAAACUAAUCAUGUGUUUCAGUUGGCUCUCUUAAAUGCGUGCCCUUGGAAGAGUCAUCGGUUGCCUUUUUUGCAUUUACAUUUUAUCACAGUAUUAUAUCUAGGACUGCAAAGGAGAGGUACCUAAAGCUUUAUACUAACCAGGCUCUAUCUUUACUCUUGUGCCACUGAAGUUUUCUGUGUUAAAUUAAUCCCACUUCAGGGGUUUUAAUAAAAUCUGACUACCGCGGCCAGUAAGACCUCUUAUCACUGUCUGUUUAGUCUGCAAGCAGGUUCUUGUGUUUUUGUUUGGGUUACAGCUCCUUUUCAUGCACAGCUGCCUAUUACACCAUUGGCAACUGCUUCUGGAAAAACUUUAUCAUAAACCCCAGACACUCUAUCACUAGGCUAAAUUGACAUUGGCUAAAUGUAAUUACAGAAUCAAAUGUCUAAGUUAGCUUUGUUGUAUUUUGCAGGAGAUGAUGAUGAAGACGAUGAUGAUGACGACGACGAUGAUGACGAUGAAUAAACAGAUUUCCUUUGCACUUCCUCUGAUAGCAAGAGAUCCAUCUUAGAUUUUUAUCCCACCAUUUUCCUAGUUGACAUUUGCUCUUUGUAAUAUGUAGCUUGUGAUUUCAAACUCCAAGAGAAUGUGUGAAUCAUGUGUACACCAUGAUUGUAGAAGUAAAAGACAUUUUAUUACACCAGUAGGUUUGCUUACUCCUCCCUUGUUUGCAGUUCUUAUUUUGACAUUCACUAAAGAUACAUUUAAUCCUUUCACUCCCAAAAUCUGAUUGCUACAUGUAAUUCUCCUUCCCAGCUACUAUAGAUUUCCUUGUAAAUUAGAUGUGAGAAUUUGUUGUUAGAUCAAGGCAACAACUUCCAGCUGAUAAGUUUGAUUAUUCUUUUAGAGUAUUCUAUCUCAUUUGCUGGAUUAUGUAUGGAUACCAUAGGGAAAUGUUAAAUAUUAAUCACUUUUGGGAGUUAAGGAGUGAAGUGGUAGUGAUAAAAGUCAGUUGUUUCCAAAGAGCUUUUAAAGCAGGGAGGGUGUGCAUUAAUAUAUCUUUUUCAGGUUGUUGUUUAAGUUAAGUAAAAUUCUUAGUUUGGAUCUCACUUGGUAUUGAGCAGAAACCUUUUCAUUUUUUGUUGCUUUGUUGUUUUUUGUUUCAUUUUUUGUUGCAGUGUGUUUGUAACCAUUAGUUUGGUCUUAAAGGCCUUGCUGCUAAAAAGUGAAAUUGCAUCUCACUAUUAUCCACAAGUGUGUCACUGUUUAUAGCAUUCCUUUGCGUAGUUAUUUAUUCAGACUAAUUUAGCCAGACCUGAAAACUAAUAAUUAAUAUAUACCUGAGUUAACAGUUAUUUCACCUACGAAAGUUUACAGAGAUACCUUUUGAAUUUCCUCCUACAGACCUUUUUUGGUUAGAAUACCAGAGUGUUUUUGUUUGAACUAUCACAGCCUCCUCUCUCAAUCUUCAACAUUUCAGGUGUUUGCAGCAUCAUUUUCAAGGUUCCUUACUUCAGAUAACAAGAUGUGGGGCAUCUUUGCCUUAAUGCCAAAAUCAAGUUUAGUCCCGUUACGAAGGAAAUGAGGAUUUUGUGAUUUUUGGAUGUAGUUAAGAGAUUGUUUAUCCCGGAAAGGGAAUCCCACAUUUCUUAAAGUUAUUUCUGUCUCCUUUUGGCACCAUUAGUAAACUAAGAUAUUUUGAUUUUAGUUUGUACAUGCAUGUGU